AGGCCUCCUCUGUCAAUCAAUGAUAAAUUAGAAUUAUUGAGAUAAAACGUAGUGAACAGAUAGAUAACUUGACGUGCUAGCUCUAGAAUGUCUUCAAUCGUUGUCCAGUGAUGAAACAAGUGCCAUGAAUUUUGACGAAUUUCUCAUCACCAAGCUUGGAAGCUUCGGUCGUUGGCAGAAGUUCAUCUUCUUGUGUGCGUGUGUCGUGGCCUUUGGCAAUGCCAUGGUUACAAUGACCCAAACGUUCGUGCUCUACACGCCAGCUUAUCGUUGCAAAAUCCCGGAAUGUGACGAUUUGGGGCCUUAUGAAGGGCCCGAAUUUCUGAACUUCUCAAUUCCCUUCUGGGGUGAUGAGGACAUUGAAGUGGGCAGUGUUGAGGAUGAAGAGAGGAGCUGUGAAGCUUUUGUGCACAGAGGGACUACCACUCCUUCAUCUGGUCUUGAAGAUGGGAACAACUGGUGCUCUCCAGCUAUGUUUAGCGCUGCAGAGAGAUAUGUGUGUUCGGAGCAUAUUUACAAGAAGGCGGAAUAUGGGAAUUCCUUAGUAAUGGAACUGGACCUUCCUCCGUGUUCCAAGCUUGAAUCGAAUUGGCCUUUGGAUCCACUCAUAUCCAAAGCCACGUUUUUGGGCAUGAGCUAUAUGUUUGGUCAGCUUUUUGGCUCUUUCUUUGCCGGCCUCGUUGGUGAUUUGUUGGGUCGGAUUCCCACCAUGAUGGUAUUCAUCGUCGCCACUGCCGGCCUCCACUUGGGUGGAUCAUUUGUCACCUCCUACUGGCUCUACUUUUUCAUUCGAAUGUUCUCAGGGGCUUUCUCUAAAGGGUUGUUCAUCCCUGCCAGUACUUACGUGGUUGAAAUUACUGCUCCGGAAUACCGGAUGCCCCUUGGGAUCUUGCUCAACAUCCCAUAUGCUCUUGGUGAGAUGUUUGUUGGGCUCAUGGCCUAUCUUAUGCAAGAUUGGAGGACGUUCCAGAUGACUUUGGCCAUCUUGGUGUUCUUACUGGCUGGCUUAUGGAUCGUGAUGCCUGAGUCUCCUCGAUGGCUCAUUUCCAAGGGAAGAAUGGAAAAGGCCAGAGUCAUCUUGACCAAGGCUGCUAGAAUGAAUCGGAAGACAAUUCCCAUUCAGGAUUUACUGAUUUUGGAGGAAGACCAUGUUGAAGAAAACUUGGGAGUUUGGUCGUUAUUCUCAGGCUGGAUUGUGACCAAAGUGACUUUGAUCAUGUUUAUCAAUUGGAUUGUGGCAACCAUGGCAUUCUAUGGUUUGUCACUAAAUUCGGUCAAUUUAGGGGGUGAUAUUUAUGUCAAUUUCAUUCUCUCGGCUCUAAUCGAGAUCCCAUCAUAUAUCUUCGUGGUGCUUGUCAUGGAUGGCUUUGGUCGGAAGACCAUCUUGAUUUUCUGUCAGAUCUUGGCUGGGGCCACUUGCAUUGCCGCCGGAUUUGUCCAGCAAAACUGGUUGAUCACGACCUUGACCUUGAUCGGUAAAUUUGGAGCAUCAGCCUCGUUUUCCAUUGUCUACUUAUACACUGCCGAGCUUUAUCCGACUAUUAUUCGGAACAGCGCCGUGGGGGCGUCAUCCAUGGUAGCUCGAAUUGGUAGUAUUAUUGCUCCACUGUUGGCUGGACUUUCGCCAAUUUGGAUUCCGUUGGUUGUCAUGGGAGGUGCUUGUCUGGUGGGUGGGAUCUUGGCCAUUUUCUUACCAGAAACAUUGGGGAUGCCCUUACCAGAAUCAAUUGACGACAUAAACGUGUUGUAUGAAAACGAAAAGCCUUGGUACAAAUGGAUCAAGAGAGUUGAAUUGAGGAAAAAGACAGAAGUUGCUUCGCAUGAGAUGGAGCUCCAUCAUCAUCAUAAUCCUCACGGUUCCAACGGACAAUUAGAUGUUCCAAAGCAAAUGCAUUAUAAGUUCGUCGUUCCUGAUAUAACUGUUCAUCCAGCUACACCUUACGUGCCAAGAAAAACAGCCGAUGAAGUGGUUCACCCUUCAUCGGACCAUUCAAUAGCUUCGAACAUUAUAUUAAUGAAUGAUGCCACAGACGGAAUUGUGGUCGGUGCCGAGGAAAAGAUUGACCAAGCAAGUGAAUGUACCAUGAUAGUGACCGAUGAAAAUGAAAACGAGACCCCUCAGACAGUUGUCAUUGAAACUCCUGUAGGGAUCAUGAACCCGAAGAAAAUUCCAAUGGACAGACAAGCAAGUACAGAUUCCAAGGCCAGUUCUUUGGGUUAUAUUCCAGAGGAGGAGGAAGAGGAAGAUGAAGAGGAAACUGGGUCUAGAGGCAUACCUGAAAUAGAGGUUACGAAAACUUCACCCAAGACUGCCACUAUUGUGCCCAAGGCUCCAAGUAAAAAAUUCAGCCAGAUUGGUCCCGCCCCCAAGGACAGCCCAUUAGCCAAACACAUUGGCAGUUUCGUCGCCAUCCCAACCGAAGGGCAAUUGGCCGAGACCACCAAGGUUGUUAAGGCUGAUGAUGAGGAUAAAAGCAGACGUUUCAGUAAGCUCGCUCCUGCUCCCAAAGACAGUCCCCUGGCUAAACGCAUUGGGAACUUUGUGACGAUUCCUACCGAAACUCAUGUGUCAGAAACAGGUCUGGGAGUGAAGGUAGAGGAAAAAAGUAGACGGUUCAGUAAAUUGCCUCCUGCACCCAUUGACAGUCAGCACGCGGUUAAAAUGGGCUCGAAGUUCACCAUGAUACCCACGGAGGUCGAGCCCAAGUGAUGAUGGAUAAAUCUCUUUU
Messenger RNA from Tigriopus californicus, 2729 nucleotides. Its product is annotated as organic cation transporter protein-like. The record is from RefSeq and is a predicted model, not a curated record. Gene Ontology annotation, cellular component: membrane. Gene Ontology annotation, biological process: transmembrane transport. Lineage: Eukaryota; Metazoa; Arthropoda; Copepoda; Harpacticoida; Harpacticidae. The transcript is spliced from 5 exons. Gene Ontology annotation, molecular function: transmembrane transporter activity. The coding region runs from base 125 to 2710 and encodes 861 amino acids.